GGUCAGCCAAUCAGAGUGCUCCAUGAUGUACACAAACACAGCAGCGUGGAAGAGACCAUUAAAUAGGAUCCUCACAGAGGAGUCUACUGUGUCUGCAUUAAGCCCCCUGAGGAACAAGACCUUAUCUCCAGACCUCCUAUCAGGAAGACCUCACAGACCAGGAGAACAUCAUGAAUCGGUCCCUGGAGAGAAGGCUCUCCAUCGCUCCUCAGACCGAGGAGAACACCAUGACCCUCGAGAGGAGGCUCUCCACUGCUCCUCUCUGUAGGAACCUGUUCGGAGCGGUGGACCACGAGCAGACCGGGGAGAACCUCAUGACCCUGGAGAAGAGGACCGCCACCGCUCCUCUCUGUAGGAACCUGUUUGGAGCGGUGGACCACGAGCAGCUGAGCCGGGACCUGAACCGGCAGCUGGAGGAGAUGGCCGAGCGGGACCAGCGGCGGUGGAACUUCAGCUUCGACACAGAAGAGCCUCUAGACGGAGAGUACCGCUGGGAGACGGUGCCCUGGGACCGGACCGCCUCGUUCUACCGGGGGUCUGAAGCGGGAGAGGAUGAAGUCACGGAGGAGAUCCACGUCCGACCAAAUCGUCUCGACGAUGAAGAGAGCAAAGCGAGUCUCGCCGAGACGAACCGGGAGAACAUCUCCAGCGUCUCCAACACGCUGAGGUUCCCGAGUGAAGGAACCCCCGUCCGACGGAAGAGGACGAAAGCGUCCCCGGACAACGCCCGCAUCACAGAUUUCUUUGUGAAGAGGAGGAGAUCUUCAGACUCCAGGCCCCUGAAGAGUCCUCUAAGUUUCCCCAGCGAAGCUCUUUGGAAAGGACUGCGCUGAUCGGAGGCUCUGCUGCUAAAGACUUUCUCCAGUAGUAUGGUUCCUCCGCGCACGGACACCGAUGCUACAAACUAAUUUGGACAUUUUAUUUUGUUUACUUCAUUCCGACUAAUAUCUAUGAUUUAUUUAAUUUAGCUUUAUGACUUCAAUUCUACCCAUCAAUGUUUUAUUUAUUAAUUUAUUUAUGUUAUUCUAUUAUUUAAACUGUUUAAUUCAUGUUUAUUAUUCUCAUCUCUUCUGACAAGGUUUUUUAAUUUGUUUUUUCACAAUGUCUGGAAAAAUUAAACCUAUCUAAAUGUCAACAUAAUUACUGGAC
Messenger RNA from Gadus macrocephalus (Pacific cod), 1149 nucleotides. It is a transcript of the gene cdkn1ca, whose product is annotated as cyclin dependent kinase inhibitor 1Ca. The transcript is spliced from 2 exons. Lineage: Eukaryota; Metazoa; Chordata; Actinopteri; Gadiformes; Gadidae. The record is from RefSeq and is a predicted model, not a curated record. Gene Ontology annotation, molecular function: cyclin-dependent protein serine/threonine kinase inhibitor activity. Gene Ontology annotation, cellular component: nucleus. Bases 171 to 833 code for a protein of 220 amino acids. Gene Ontology annotation, biological process: regulation of cell cycle.